Molecule: messenger RNA, 852 nt
Organism: Solanum pennellii
Lineage: Eukaryota; Viridiplantae; Streptophyta; Magnoliopsida; Solanales; Solanaceae
Exons: 1
Coding region: 142-552 (136 amino acids)
Source: RefSeq, a predicted model, not a curated record
UUGAAAUUAAAGGAUGUUAUACAAUAAGAUUUUUAUAAAUACAAAAGAGUAGUACAACAUUUGAUAUCUUGAUUCUUGAAUCACAUCCUCUCUACUUGUUCAAAAAUUAUUUUUGUUCCAAUUCCUCUCUGUAUUGACUUGAUGGCAGCUUCUACUGCUGUAAUUUCUCUACUUCAAACUCUUGAUCAACCAAAUAUUUCAGAACUCUAUCAUGGUCACACUGCUGAUACGCUCGAUUCUCUUCGUGCCACAUCUGAGUAUUUUCUAGAUGUUCUUGAAAAAUCUAGCUAUAAGAGUGGGAUUGACAUUGAAAAAAUCAAAUCUUUGGAGGAAAAAAUUAUCGUUGUUUCUAGUGAGGCGGAGUAUGUUGUUGAAACAAAAAUUUCAGAAAUCAUCAAAGGCGACAGCUGGACAUUUGGAAUUUUACAACACCAGGAUAUGCUACCAGUUGUUGAAAAAAUGGAUAAUACAAAGAAACAAGUGAUGGAGAUUCUUUCUCAUGAUGAUGCUGAUCAAAUUCUUGAUGGUGACUUGAAGAUAAUAGAUAAAUGAUUGAGAGGACCAACGUCGGAUCUAGACAUUGUCACCAUAUCAGGUAUGGGUGGCAUUGGCAAAACAACACUCGCUAAAAAAGCUAAUGAUCAUCUUCCAAUCAGGUAUCACUUUGACAUUUUUGUUUGGGUUACAAUAUCUCAAGAAUUUCGAUAUAGAAAUGUAUUUGUUAGAAGCUUUGUUGGGUUUUAGCAAGUGUGAAUGGAAAAGAAAAGAGAGAAUAUGAAAAGUGAGGGAACUACUUUGGAGGGAAAAUGAAAAGUCAUUUGCAAAGUGCAAAUGAAAAGUCAUUUCUUAUAA